AUGACUGCCCGAAAUCCGUGUAUUUUGUGUGUCGGAAUAUGCUGCAUGGAUGUGAUUCAGGUCUGUGACGUGUAUCCCGAGGAGGAUUCCGAUAUCAGAUCGAAGCAUGGACGAUGGCAAAGAGGCGGGAAUCCAUCCAAUAAUUGCACCAUCUUUGCCCAAAUGGGGAUGAAAUGUGAAUUUAUGGGCAGUCUCAGUGACUCUGCCAUGUCCACUGUGCUCCUCGAGGACUUCAAGAAGAGGAAUAUCUCCACGAAAAAUUGUGUCAUUCACAGAGAAUGCGAGACUCCUCUGUCUUCUGUCCUACUGAGCCUCAAAAAUGGAACUCGAACUAUUGUUCAUUCAAAUCCCAAUCUGCCCGAAAUCACUUUCAGUGACUUUGCCAGGUGCAAUCUUGCUGAGUACACGUGGAUUCACUUUGAGCCACGAAAUCCACCCGAAACACGGCGAAUGAUGGAAUCCGUGCGCAAGUGGAAUGAAAAAGUGGCCAAAGAAGAGAGAAUUACGAUUUCGUUGGAGCUGGAAAAACCCGGAAAGCAUCCAGUGGAUGUGGCUGAAUUGGCAGACGUUGCCUUCAUAAGUAGGAUUUAUGCCGAGACUGAAUUGAGGGCUACUGAUAAGAGGAGCGCAGUGGCUUUGAUGAGGCAGAGAGUAGAGAAACCAUUCAAGAUCAUUUGUGCUUGGGGCUCAGAGGGCAGUGCAGCUGCUGAUGGCCAGGGGGAAAUUAUGUCUGCUCCCUCAUUUCCACCUGAGAAAGUGGUGGACUCUCUCGGUGCUGGUGAUACAUUCUGUGCUGCAGCAAUUUAUGCUCUUGCGCAUGGAAAGUCACUUUUUGCGGCAAUUCUCUAUGGAAAUAUGAUUGCCGGAGCCAAAGUGGGCUUCCAUGGUUACGAUGCAAUUGCAAAUAUCUAUCGUGAUAUAUACACAACACUCCCUUUGUGAUCAACGAGUCAGAGAGCUUUAUAUACAAAGAAAUUUAUGGAGAAAACAACAUGAGGUCAAAUCGAAUGACAACAAUGAACUUCAAUUGCUCUUUUAUUUUCUCACAUUACAAUUUUUUUUUCUUCUUCUUGUAUACUGAGUUCUUCCGCCUCGUGGGUGAGGUGAGAAGGAGUGAAUAAAUCUUUUUUUCCAUGUA
Phlebotomus papatasi is the source of this 1138-nucleotide messenger RNA. Its product is annotated as ketohexokinase-like. The transcript is spliced from 3 exons. Bases 1 to 942 code for a protein of 313 amino acids. Lineage: Eukaryota; Metazoa; Arthropoda; Insecta; Diptera; Psychodidae. Gene Ontology annotation, molecular function: ketohexokinase activity. The record is from RefSeq and is a predicted model, not a curated record. Gene Ontology annotation, biological process: fructose metabolic process.